Messenger RNA from Ectocarpus siliculosus, 1829 nucleotides. The record is from the annotation of a GenBank genome assembly. NCBI's taxonomy places the organism in Eukaryota, Phaeophyceae, Ectocarpales, Ectocarpaceae.
GUCUCGGUGCCGGUGCAGCAACAAGGCAAGGGCAUGACUCCAUCGGUGUGCCGCGUUGUCUGCAUCGCAGCUCUCGUGGGCCUACUCAACGAAGUGCUACCGGUGCCCGCGAGAGCACCAGCGGCGAGCGCCGGAGGAGGCGUUGGUCGUGGGCGAAGAAAAAACGCGCAUCAUCGUUGCCGACAGGAUCAUGUUGCGCACUCCUCAACCGGAUGCUUGACCUCCAACACCGCUACCCCAGCACCAGCAAGCGGUGGCGUCGGUGAAGACGGGGGCAGCAGGGUGGUCGGUGCCAGGCCUGCAUGGCUUGUGGGCUCUGGCAGCGGGAGAGGUCGGGGCUUGCCGCGCAGAAAGAAAGGGAGCUCCAGCACCCAGGAGGCUAGGGCGGGCGCGAGGGCCAGCAGCGUCGUGGGGUUGAGAGGGGGCAGCACGGCCGCGGGGGAAGGGCUAGAGGAGGGAACAGCCGGCGUUGUCCGGAGCAUGCAGAUAUUGGUAUCCACCACGAAGAUCAGCAGCUACAUCGAUGCGCGGGGGGAAGUCGCCGCGAGGUCGGACUGGACAGUGGGCAAGCUGAAGGAAGAGCUCGAGAAGAAAUUUCCUGGAAGGAUCCCCGCAUCCUUGCAGCGGCUGUUCAAGGGGACGCAGCUUCUGCCCUCUUCAAUGACCCUCGAAGAAGCGUCUGAGGGGGCUGAGGGGCCGCUCUCUUUGCUGCUGGACAACGCUCCGCCGAUAGACGCUUCCAGGUUCGACCCGGACACGGCGGUACCCUUCAGCAAGGACGGGCAAGUGGAGGCAUUUUCGGCGUGCCUAGCGGCGCAAUCGACUCUGCAGGAGACUCUGCUCGCGGUGAUGAGGGGGGAAAACAGCGAGGACGACGCAGAGCUGAGCCGCAGCGUCAAGAUGAAGGCCGACUUCGAGAACACAAAGGCUCUUCUUCAGAGGACGCUGGACGAGGUGCCUGACAAGACGGGAGACGAGGAGGAGACAUUUGGGAUUCUGCACGAGGCCUUGCGGCCACUAGCCCACAGACUGGACGUGAAUUGGAUGCAAACCGCGCAGUACACCAUAUUCACGUACAUAUGCGCUCAGUUUGGAGCCACCGGAACCAUUCGUCGUCUGGCAACGCUCAUGCUUAUCCCAAUGAUGCUCCUGGCUCAGACUCGUUCGGCAAGGGUGGGAGCCAAGAUGGUGCGGAACCUCGUGGCGGAAGUGCCCGUUCUCACCCAGCUCUUCCUCGGGCUAUUGCAGGCACCGACACAGGUGAUCAUAUCCGUUGACCCCAAGGCCUACACCAGAGGUCUCUACGGACCAGGCGGACCAAAAUAUGACAAGGAGUUUUUAGACGAGGGUGGUGACGAGGAGAGCGAGGAAACGGGCUGAGGCGUUUUAGCGGAAGGUUUUAAGUCGAGUUCCCAGGUGGAUGAGCUUCGGAAGAAGCCACCUCCGGCAAGGGCUCCCCGGCCGACAUCAGCGAUUUUGAUUGGGCUGAUAUCGGUGGCUUUCUGCGCCCUUGCUCUUUUGUUUUCUCUUGAUGUGUGGUUUAUUUAAUCAGUCCAGCCGUGUAGAAGUGAAAGCACGUAGUCGUUCAUGAUCAUGCACGUUACAGAGGGGGGGGUGCUGUAAUUGCGCUAAAAACGGCAGUUACGAAGACAAGCAGCCUCUUGUGCUGGAGAGUCAAACAUAAGGGACUACCGGCAGAUUAGACCAUUUCCGUUGAGAAGAAUGGCUCAAACGUCAACAAAAUAUUUGAAAGUAGAGACUACGCCUUCAGAAAUCGGGUGUGCGUAUGUCCUUGAAGGUGCCUGUAAAAGGACGACCCGUGGAUGGUU